Messenger RNA from Melanaphis sacchari, 979 nucleotides. RefSeq lists its product as uncharacterized. The transcript is spliced from 2 exons. The coding region runs from base 222 to 935 and encodes 237 amino acids. Lineage: Eukaryota; Metazoa; Arthropoda; Insecta; Hemiptera; Aphididae. The record is from RefSeq and is a predicted model, not a curated record.
CUAUAUACAGAUAGUAAGUAUUGAUAAAAAUAAAUGUCAAGUUUUACGUUAUACUAAAGCAACAAAAGAAUAUGCUUAGUAUUUUUAUAAACAUUUUAUUGUCUUUGUAACAAACGAAUAACGACGAUUUAAACGGUGGAGCAAAUUUUUAACAAUUGAAUUGAUCAAGACAUCAAAGACAAACACAUUGGAUCGUUAGUGCACUUGGGUAAAUCACUAUAAUGGAACACUUGUGUCCAGAAAUAAAUCAGUUGGUGUCAUGCUUCAUGUGUGGCUCACAGACAUUGCCGCCGUACCGAUUGUGUGCGGAGGCGCACGUAGGCUGCCCUCCAUGCAUCAAGUACCUAUCGAGAUGUGCUUGUGGUUGCCGUUUCCUCAGGAGAUCGAACAUGACGUUUGAUUGGUUGAUAUCCGCCUUGAAGUUACAAUGUAAAUAUAGGUCUAACUGUGUGUAUGGCGGUCGACGCUUAAUUAUCCCUGGCCAAGUUGACUGCACGAAUAAAUGGUUUUCCGUCCAGGAACUCAGCAAUCAUUACCUAACAGGCUGUAUGAGAAAUUUUUUCACAUGUCCUAUGCAGAACUGUGGUUACGUGGCCCGUGUUGACACCAUAACCGACCACUACGAUAAAAUUCAUGGCCCAUUUGAGUUGCUCAGCCCUAGCGAUUACCACCAAACGUCUAACUGCGUCAUGUUCAAGUUACCGACCAAGAAACAGGUACAAAUUUUAAAAAAGAUUUUCAACGGAUACUUUAUGUUCAGCGUUAAGCCGUAUCGUCGCAUGCACCAGGAUUUUAAAUCACUACUAUCCAUGCAAAAUAUCAAUCCUUCAGAUUCCUUCCAGUAUACAUAUACCGCAUCACUGGAGUCGCACCAGAAUGCGAUUACGGUCACCGUAACAUUGAUGGAGAUAUACAAUUGCCGGCACAUUAUAUAAUAUUAUGUAGGAAUGUAGUUAAUUUAUGUAAAGUGUAUAUUGAA